Molecule: messenger RNA, 3545 nt
Organism: Haliotis rubra (blacklip abalone)
Lineage: Eukaryota; Metazoa; Mollusca; Gastropoda; Lepetellida; Haliotidae
Product: dual oxidase maturation factor 1-like
Biological process (GO): protein transport
Cellular component (GO): endoplasmic reticulum membrane
Source: RefSeq, a predicted model, not a curated record
CCCUUACCGUGUACAAUGGGCAGGAUGGCCUGGUUUGGCGCGUUUAGAAACAGGCAUGGCUUCUCGUGGUACGCUGACAACCCCACCGCAGCGUCCGUGGACGUCCCCCUGGCAGCUGUCACGUACUUCUGUGUUCUGGUUUCCGUGGCAACACUGAUUGCAUCUCUUGGAAUCAGAGGCAAAGAUAGAUGGAUGACAGCAUUGCGAGCAAUUUACGGACUUGCUGUUGGUUCAAUCAUACUGGUGGGCGCCUACAGUCACAGCUGGCAGACAGGGACGGUGGAGGUGACCACGCCCUACGUAUACCGGUCCCCCCAGCAUUUCCGAGGGGUGGUGGGUGUCCACGUGGCUCUCCACGGGGCCAAUGUGACCCUUAUCGGUAAAUUCGGAGAUUCCCCCCAUAGUGGUCACGUGGCUUACUCAGAGGCCCUCCCGUGGAGCGACUAUGGCCAUGAAUCCGACGCCUUCCAUGACUUCAUAGGGCGUGGUCUCCCUGACCCUAUCUUGAGGGUGGUAGAACACCUCUGUGCUGACGCUGGGGGGCUGCGGUGGGGGAAGACGUUUCAUACAUCCGGGGAAUUCGCAUGCGCCCUGCUCUGGACAGCUUUUGCAUUCUGGAUCGUGACCAAUACACUGUUGUUCAGUGUCAUCUGCUACGGGGACACGUUCACCCUAACGGGGUUCACGUUGUCCUUGACCUGUGUGGUGUACCAUGUCUGCCAGCCCCGCAACCCUCUGAUGAUAUCGUAUGGCGAGCAUAUCCUCAGAACACACUAUGGGUGGUCGUUCUGGCUCAUCCUUGUUACAGGAGUUUCGACUUUCGUCAUUGGUCUCCUGAUUGUGUUCUUGGACCACGUCUUCCCAAAGAAGAUGGCCGAGGUAAUGGGCGUCGAUGCUGGUAUAGAGGACGACAGGGGAGAGUUUGGAGCCUUUGUGUCUGUCAAGGAUCGAAAGGAAAGCAUCUUCUUCACAGAAGAGAGGAGGGGAGGCCUAUUCCCAGGUCGAGACAGACGCGGUAAUUUGUACCCCGGGGGAGACAGGAGAACCAGCGUGUUUGGGGAUCAGCAGAGAAGAGGCAGCUCUUAUGGCACGUCCUGGUAUUCCAACAAGGGUUUCAGUUCAGGUGAUGAAAAGAUGAAGAUUAAUCCCCUUUUCUCAGGACAUAGCAUUACGGAGGAAGACGUAUCCAGACCUGACACGCCCCAAACAGACGUCCAGAUAAACAUUGAAGAUGAACAGGGUAAUAUCAUUUCCGGUGAAGACAGGAAGUCUACAUGUUCGUCUGCUAAGGAGGACAGAGAUAAUGACUUAAAUGAGAAGCAGGCUUCGUCUAGUGUGACAGUAGACAUUGGGCGGUUGAGCCGCCAGUUGUCGCAUGACUCAGGUAAUGAAAGCGCCUGUAUUCAGACACGUGACACUGACAGUGAUGUUGGAGCUGAAUGCACACAGUCGCUAUACGUCAACACAAGCUGAAUAUCGGCGAACUUUCGGAUUGCAAACCGUUGUCUUCCUUCUUGCUAUGGCUCCAGCUGCCUCAACUCUAGACCCAUUAAUUAACUCAUACGAGUACAUAUUUCAGGAACGUGUUACUUCUGGGACAAUCCUGUCAGUGAAUAUUACUCUUACGAGAUUCACAAAAGACGUAACAUGCAUUUUCGGAUCAUUGAGUACACGCUUGGAGACAAGUACAGAAACUAUGGUUUUGCAAAUCUGCCCACUAAUAUCCACUCUACGUCCAGGUCGAGGUCAAGGUCAAGGUCUCCGCUUGUCUACCGCACGUAUUCCCCUCUUCCUACUCACAAUAACAAAACGGGGCUUCAAUCCUUCAUGCCAGCCCCUGUAUUACUGCUGGUACCUGCUACAGAAGCGGUAAGAGCAGGCAUCCCCCAGAACCAAGAUCGCUGACCUAACCUCGCCAGACACAUGCCAGGACACUGUUACUUGCUACCGGCAUUUCGCCAUCAUAUCCGUUGAUCAUCAGCUCAACAUACGCCCAUGUCUUUCAUACAUGCAUAAUCCGCAAACGACUACUGAUUGUGUUUCAAUCGUUAUAUACUAGAGUGUUGUGUAAUGUAAAGCAAAAGCUUGCCCGUGGGAAUAACACUAUACCCAACCGUCUCCCAUGUUUUCCUCGUCAGGCGACCAGUAGUGUUCCUCGUCAUGUGAAUAUGUGCUUUAGUUUCUUGUGUUUUCCGCAUGUAUAUGCGACAAAAUAUAUUUAGUACCCAUUAAUAAAAUGUUAUCAGUCAUUUAUUAUGCAUCUAAUGAGAUUAUUCAUUAGAAAAACGUUUUUGUAAUAACAACGAAACAACCUUUAAUGCUGAUUUGACCUUUAACACUUAUAACUUGGAUAUAGCUUUUGUUUGUAUCACCUGAGCUUUUGCUAGUAGUUGUGUAACUGUAGAAUAUAACAUAUAAUACAUCUAGCAGAUCACGAUAGGUGCUAUGUGUGGGAUAUAAACAACAGAUAGACUUCAAAUUGGAAUUGUCAUGAAACGUCAUCAUAUUUCUUUUAAAACUCAAUCAACUACUUUCGGAUGUGAGUGUUUCAUCAAUACCAGCCAUCCCUGACACUAUCGCAUCGUUGGCAUAUUAUGAUUUAAUCUAAUUUACAAUUUGCUAGUUUUUCGUGGAAGAAUAAGCAUCAAUGAACAGUCGAUUCCGUACGUUAAACCGGGUUAUACUGAAGAACAUAACCAUCCUGAACGUCAAAUCUUGAAAUAAGAGUAGGUAUGCCUCAGAGGGUUAGUGCAAUUAAAGGUUGUAAUUCUUGUCUAGGUUUCACCUUAACCGGUUAUAGAAACUUAGUUUAGUUGUUGCAAGAUUUCCUUUCUUGUCAAAAUACAAAGUGUGAUUUUAGCGAACAGUGUUUUGUCCAUUACAGUUUACGCGCGAGUGUGCACACAGUUAAACAUCUGACGCUGUGUGUCCGUUUCACACAAUAUGUCUCCAGUCAGUAUACAUGACCUUGGUGGCUGAAUCGACUGUAGCUGACGUAAUAGUGCCCCACCCCCUCCCACCACAUGGGCAAGGUAUGCUGACCCUCAAUCACCUGAUACCGCCAUCCGUGGCUCGUGAGAUGUUGGACAUUACGUGUAUUAAUCCACCUGACCAAAAUAUAAUAGUUCACCACAUUGACGACUUGAACACUUGACAAUUGAGACUUUUGAAGGUAUUUGCCACUCAAAGACAGCCAAGGCUUAUUGUAUUUUUCGUAUUACUUUAGUUAAUCAAGUUGUGAUCAACUACAGUAAAAUGAUAGAACUGACGAUUCUUAGCUUGUGUUUGAGCAGGUCUUGUGUUGAAGUAGAAGUCAGUCGGAUGUUUCACCUAUCUACCCUUUAGUUUGUUUGUGUACAGGUUGUGUUGAUACCAAUGUAGAAGUGAUGUUUAAGUAUGUACAGUAGAAGUGUGUCAACAAUAUAGAUAAGUAAGUAUGUAUAUGUACAGUCCUGUUUGACAAUUUAUGUUCCAUGUCAAGAGAUUAUUGUACAAAAUAGAACACUGUUAAACUUAUUUUUUAAUUAAAAACUAUUUGAAAUGUU